AUGAAAGAAAUGAAGCCCUUUUCUCUUCAACUAUGUUUGAUGCUAUGGACAAUGAGUGCAAGUGUACAUUGUUUGAUUCCGUCGUCGGUCGCUCGUACAUUGUUUGUCGAUCCAGCUCAAGAUCCAUUCUUCGAUGUGUACAUUGAAACAAUUGUUCAAAUGAGUAUGAAAGAUAUUUUGGCAAUUCCCAAAAUGGAUGAUGAUCAAUUUCUGGCGUAUCUAGCGAGCGAUGUUAAUACGUUACCUGGUAUUCAACUUCGUGCUAAUCCGUCGAUUUUCAACGCCAUUCGUGAUGAUCAACUAAUUGAACAGCCAAAUAUUGACAAGGAAUGGGAGACUCUGAUGGUAUCAGGUCCAAUUGUUGUUAAUUAUGUCGGUAAUCUGAUGGUGCUCGCUAGCAAACGAGAUUUUCCAUUUAAUGUUUCGGCUGACUAUGUUUAUCGUUACAUCAGGUAA
Rotaria sordida is the source of this 456-nucleotide messenger RNA. The record is from the annotation of a GenBank genome assembly. Lineage: Eukaryota; Metazoa; Rotifera; Eurotatoria; Philodinida; Philodinidae.